AACCCAAACCCUAGUUUAAACUGAGAGAGAAGAAGAUCCUAGACCUAAAGCAGAAGCAAGAAGCGAGAAGCAGUUUCAGUGAAGAGUGAGACGAGCAGAGCAGCGCAUCAAUGGCGCUGGCUUUCGAUGAGUUCGGCCGGCCAUUCAUAAUCCUGAGGGAGCAGGAGCAGAAGUCCCGAUUGAGAGGCCUCGAUGCUCAGAAGGCCAACAUUGCCGCCGGCAAGGCCGUCGCCAAAAUCCUCCGAACCUCGCUCGGACCCAAAGGCAUGGACAAGAUGCUCCAGAGCCCCGACGGCGAGGUCACCGUCACAAAUGAUGGUGCCACGAUCUUGGAGCAGAUGGAUGUUGACAAUCAAAUUGCAAAGCUGAUGGUUGAACUGUCGCAGAGUCAGGACUAUGAAAUUGGUGAUGGGACAACUGGAGUUGUUGUGUUGGCUGGUUCACUUCUAGAGCAGGCUGAGCGGCUCUUGGAGCGCGGUAUUCAUCCCAUUAGGGUUGCAGAGGGAUAUGAGAUGGCAUCCAGGAUUGCUGUUGAUCAUUUGCAGCAUAUAUCAAAGAAAUUUGAAUUUGGACUGGAAAAUAUUGAGCCUUUGGUUCAGACUUGCAUGACUACUUUGUCAUCAAAGAUUGUCAAUCGGUGCAAGCGUCCCCUUGCUGAGAUUGCUGUCAGAGCAGUUCUUGCUGUUGCUGAUUUAGAGAGGAAGGAUGUGAACCUAGAUUUGAUUAAAGUAGAGGGGAAAGUAGGGGGAAAAUUAGAGGAUACUGAGCUGGUUUAUGGUAUUCUUAUUGACAAGGAUAUGAGCCAUCCACAAAUGCCCAAGCGUAUUGAAGAUGCAAAAAUUGCUAUCUUGACUUGUCCCUUUGAGCCCCCGAAGCCAAAGACAAAGCAUAAGGUCGAUAUUGAUACUGUGGAAAAGUUUCAGACUCUGCGUGUGCAAGAACAGGAAUACUUUGAUCAGAUGGUUCAAAAAUGCAAGGAUGCCGGUGCUACCUUGGUCAUCUGCCAAUGGGGGUUUGAUGAUGAAGCCAAUCACCUAUUGAUGCACAGGAACUUGCCUGCUGUCAGAUGGGUUGGUGGUGUUGAGUUGGAACUAAUUGCAAUAGCUACAGGGGGAAGAAUUGUGCCCAGGUUCCAAGAGUUGACACCAGAUAAGUUGGGGAAGGCUGGCUUGGUUCGUGAAAAAUCAUUUGGUACUACAAAAGAUCGAAUGCUGUACAUUGAACACUGUGCAAAUUCAAGGGCUGUAACCAUAUUUAUCCGCGGAGGUAACAAAAUGAUGAUAGAGGAGACCAAGCGCAGUAUCCACGAUGCUCUGUGUGUUGCUAGGAAUCUUAUUCGGAACAAUUCUAUUGUCUACGGUGGUGGCUCGGCAGAGAUAUCUUGCUCGGUUGCUGUAGAGGCAGCUGCAGAUAAACACCCAGGAGUUGAGCAAUAUGCUAUCAGAGCAUUUGCAGAUGCUUUGGAUGCUGUUCCUAUGGCACUUGCAGAGAAUAGUGGCCUUCAACCUAUUGAAACACUAAAUGCAGUGAAAUCUCAGCAGAUCAAGGAGAAAAAUCCCCACUGUGGAAUAGACUGCAACGAUGUUGGCACUAAUGAUAUGUGUGAGCAGAAUGUCUUCGAGACUUUAAUUGGAAAGCAGCAGCAAAUCUUACUUGCCACACAAGUUGUCAAGAUGAUACUUAAAAUAGAUGAUGUUAUCUCCCCCUCCGAGUACUGAUAGUUUGGCUUGAUACAUUGAUGCUUGCUUCAUCUGACGAAGGAAUUUCUGUAAUGUUUCUUGCUUUUUGGUUCAGAAUUAAUUUUGAGUGACUUGAACCAUAUUGCUUCACUUGAGGAAAACUGGUUGCCUGUAGAUUUGGAGUGGCGUUCACUGAUAUUGUAGCAUCGUCACUCCCCUAUCUUAAUGGAUUGCUUUUUGUUGUA
Rosa rugosa (rugosa rose) is the source of this 1924-nucleotide messenger RNA. Its product is annotated as T-complex protein 1 subunit epsilon. The record is from RefSeq and is a predicted model, not a curated record. The coding region runs from base 111 to 1718 and encodes 535 amino acids. The transcript has 9 exons. Gene Ontology annotation, biological process: protein folding. Gene Ontology annotation, cellular component: chaperonin-containing T-complex. Gene Ontology annotation, molecular function: ATP-dependent protein folding chaperone; ATP binding; ATP hydrolysis activity. NCBI's taxonomy places the organism in Eukaryota, Viridiplantae, Streptophyta, Magnoliopsida, Rosales, Rosaceae.